GGUUCAGGAAAAAAAUGAUUCUUUUUGUUUUGUUCUAAAAGGUUUAUUUUUGUGUAAUUUGGUUUCGUGUAGGCCAUUGUUUUGUGCAUAAACAAGUAAGGAUGGAGAAAAAUGAAGUGGGUAUUUACUGAAUUUUGUGUAAUUUUGGUUCACAUUGGAGCUUUAGUUUGUGCAUAAACUAGUUAAGGAUUAUAAAACUGAAGAGGAUAUCACUGGGUUCUGUGGAAAAAAGGGAGAGAAUUUUGGUUGAAAAAGCUUCAGUUUUUCGUUUGUAAUGGAAGAAGGGACGGGUAUAAACAUGGUUCUACCAAAUUUAGGGGGAUAAAUCUAAAGUUUUGGAUAUAAAACCGUUGCGUACUUUGGUUCCUCAGUUCCCGGCUGUGUCUAACGGUCCACCUUUCGUUUGUGCUCCUCUUAAUGGCCCACUUCCGUCGGGGUUUUCGCCGAUUUUCCCCUUUAGCAGACCACAAGGAUCCCAUUCAAUGCCUGGUCUUAAUCAAAACGAGUUCUAUCCUGCUGUGCCGAUUCGGUCAUUUAGAGCGGAACCACCGGCUUCUAAUGGCCAAAAUGUGCAUGAAUAUAAGUCAGCUGGGUCGAGUUCUGUUAAAAAGAAAGUGAAGAAAAGGAAAGUUUUUGAGUUUGCAUUCACUGUUGUUACUGAUUUCAAUCCUGGAAUUAGUUUAUCUAAGCGAGAUGACGGGACCAAGGAAUUGGUUGAAAAUGUGCUUUGGAGGUUUGAUGCACUUAGGAGAAAGCUUAGCCAAAUAUAAGACAGCGCCGAACCUCAUUCUGGGAUUAUUAAGCGUUCAGUGCUUAAAGCUAGCAACAUAAUGAUGAGCAAAGGGGUGCGGACUAACACGAGAAAGAGAAUCGGAUUUGUUCCUGGUGUUGAAAUCGGGGACAUUUUCUUCUUCCGAUUGGAGUUGUGCUUAGUGGGGUUGCAUGCUCAGUGCAUGGCUGGUAUUGACCCCAUGCCUAUGAAGGGUGAUUUAGAGGGAGAACGAGUGGCUGUAAGCAUCGUUUCAUCCGGAGGGUAUGAUGAUGAUGUCGAAGAUACCGAUGUUUUGGUAUAUACUGGUCAUGGUGGGAAUGCCAGUGGUGAUAAAGAAGCAUCCGAUCAGAAGCUUGUGAGGGGCAAUCUUGCUUUGGAAAAGAACUUACACCGAGCCAAUGAAGUAAGAGUCAUUCGAGGUUUUCAGGAUACCUCCCACCAAACGUCGAAGGUCUAUGUAUACGAUGGGCUUUACAAGAAAUGGAAAGGUCUUCCUUCAAGGGAUGGACUUAUACUUCCCGACCUCACUUCCGGUGCGGAAAGCAUACCCGUUUCACUUCCGAUCAUGUAUAAACAUAACCAUGAAGUUCUCUUCCAUAUUACUUUCUUUGCUAAGAGACAUAUCCCUCCGAUGACAGAGGUGACAUACGAUUACGGCAAUCCACAUUCGGAUGAGAGCGAAAGCAACGGAGCGGAUUAUGAAAAAAGAAAUGCUUAUGUGGAUCGCCGAAAUGCCAAGGCUAUUUUUAUUGAGGACAAGCAAUACUUUUGA
Messenger RNA from Hibiscus syriacus, 1544 nucleotides. RefSeq names its product histone-lysine N-methyltransferase, H3 lysine-9 specific SUVH1-like. The coding region runs from base 831 to 1544 and encodes 237 amino acids. NCBI's taxonomy places the organism in Eukaryota, Viridiplantae, Streptophyta, Magnoliopsida, Malvales, Malvaceae. The record is from RefSeq and is a predicted model, not a curated record. The transcript has 4 exons.